Molecule: messenger RNA, 3665 nt
Organism: Closterium sp. NIES-65
Lineage: Eukaryota; Viridiplantae; Streptophyta; Zygnematophyceae; Desmidiales; Closteriaceae
Source: the annotation of a GenBank genome assembly
AUGCUUCUCCGGCGGCUUUACCGCGACGCGAACCGGUCCGAACGCGUGCUCAACAUGCCCAUACCCGUUAUAGCGAAGAAGCGGGAAGGGACGCAGGAGCUUAAAGCGCGGCGGAAGGUGCGGCGCGGAGCGAACUACUGGAUCCGCCGCGGGCUGGGCGUGGCAGAGCGGAAGGGCGAGGGGGAGGAUAAGCCUAUCUUAGUGGUGGAAAGCGCCGUCGAGGUGCUUGGCUGCGCUGCGGACGUCCGCGCGCUCGCCGGUUCGCUGACUCGCGACCUAAACUUCUUUCACGGGCAGCUGCCCGCCGUUUUCCCGGAAGAAACUAAGGCCGCGGAGGGCGUGGCGGACGUGGUGCGCACGCUCGCGCAGCGGCUCGAGGAGCUGGCGGAUCGAAUCGAGGCGUCACUGUCCGCGGAGCAGCGGCGCGAGGUGGAGGAGGAGCUGGAGGCGCAGGCACUGCAGGAACAGAUGGACAAGGAGGCGAACGUGCAGUGCGAGGUGGAGGAGCUGGAGGUGCAGGCGCUGCAGGAGCAUAUGGACAAGGAAACGAGCAGCCGCAGAGAGGUGGAGCAGGAGCUGGAGGCGCAGGCUCUGCAGGAGCAGAUGGAUAAGGAGACGAACAACGUGCAGGAGCGGGUGCUGCGGCGCCUGGGCGGGCUGUCCAACACGAGUGCCAUUCUGGAUCGUGUCAGGCAGAGGAUAGCGUCUGUGGACAUCUCAUUCGGAGACUUCAGCAUCGACCUGCCCACCAUCAAAGGGCGCCAUUCUGGAGAAGGGUCGGCAGAGGAUAGCGUAGGGUCUGUGGACAUCUCGUUUGGGGACUUCAGCAUCGACCCGCCCACCAUCAAAGGGAACCCAACACGUGCUCCGUUCUGGAAUGGGAGUGGCAGAGGGCAGAGGAUAGCGUCUGUGGACAUCUCAUUCGGAGACUUCAGCAUCGACCUGCCCACCAUCAAAGGGGCGGGAGGGAAGGCGGUGCGCACCCUGGUGGACACGUGGCGGCGUCUGAAUGGCCGCCCGCCCACCACGGAGCUGGAGCCCCUGGCAUCUGGCCUGCCGCGACCCGAUUCAACGGGCGAUAAAGAGGAGGAGAAGAAGCUCAAGCUUCUGCUGGAGGUACGAGGUGGUAGAUGUGUUACAUGGUUACCACCAGGUGCCUAUCCAAGCACCACAGAGCUGGAGCCCCUGGUGUCGGGCCUUCCCCGCUUCGAUGCAACGGGCGACAAGGAGGAGGAGAAGGAGCUCAAGCUUCUGCUGGAGGUACGAGCUGGUAACCAGAUGACACUAGCGUACGAGACAGGGCUGGAGCCCCUGUCAUCCUGGCUGCCUCGGCCCGAACCAACCGGUGACGGGGAGGAGGAGAAGAAGCUCAAGCUGCCGCUGAAGCUUUCCCCUCCAAAGUGGAGGCCUUGGUCAGGCGGCUGGAAUGAGGCCAUUUGCAACAGGGAGCAGCGGCUUAUUAAGCUGGGGGGCGACUCGCCCUUUCCCAACUCCCUUUUCUUGUGCGAGAAGGGGCGACUCUCCCUUUCCCAACUCCCUCUUCUUGUGCGAGAAGGGGCGACUCUCCCUUUCCCAACUCCCUCUUCUUGUGCGAGAAGGGGUGACUCUCCCUUUCCCAACUCCCUCUUCUUGUGCGAGAAGGGGCGACUCUCCCUUUCCCAACUCCCUAUUCUUGUGCGAGAAGGGGCGACUCUCCCUUUCCCAACUCCCUAUUCUUGUGCGAGAAGGGGCGACUCUCCCUUUCCCAACUCCCUCUUCUUGUGCGAGAAGGGGCGACUCUCCCUUUCCCAACUCCCUCUUCUUGUGCGAGAAGGGGCGACUCUCCCUUUCCCAACUCCCUCUUCUUGUGCGAGAAGGGGCGACUCUCCCUUUCCCAACUCCCUAUUGUUGUGCGAGAAGGGGCGACUCUCCCUUUCCCAACUCCCUAUUGUUGUGCGAGAAGGGGCGACUCUCCCUUUCCCAACUCCCUCUUCUUGUGCGAGAAGGGGCGACUCUCCCUUUCCCAACUCCCUCUUCUUGUGCGAGAAGGGGCGACUCUCCCUUUCCCGAUUCCCUCUUCUUGUGCGAGAAGGGGCGACUCUCCCUUUCCCAACUCCCUCUUCUUGUGCGAGAAGGGGCGACUCUCCCUUUCCCAACUCCCUAUUCUUGUGCGAGAAGGGGCGACUCUCCCUUUCCCAACUCCCUCUUCUUGUGCGAGAAGGGGCGACUCUCCCUUUCCCAACUCCCUCUUCUUGUGCAAGAAGGGGCGACUCUCCCUUUCCCAACUCCCUCUUCUUGUGCGAGAAGGGGCGACUCUCCCUUUCCCAACUCCCUCUUCUUGUGCGAGAAGGGGCGACUCUCCCUUUCCCAACUCCCUCUUCUUGUGCGACUCCCCCUUUCCUGCCUUCUCUCUCUUCCCUUCUCUCUCCCUUUUCUCAACUCCUUCCUGUUGAGGCCCUGGACAAGCGGCUGAACGAAGCAAUUCGCAGCAGGGAGCAGCGGCUGCGGCAGAGGAAUGUGCUCGUGAGGGCGAGGCUUGCACGCGAGAUCAAGGCGCUGGAUGAUGAGGUGAGCGAGCCGCGAAAGGAGCUGGCAGUGCGCACACUGCAGGUGCAGACGCAAGGCACAACACGAAUAGAUGCGCCCAUAACCACCGUCCCACAACACCCACCAUGCACCACUCCCUCCGCCCAUGCUUCCAUCCGUGCAGGUGAACGAGCUGCGCAAGGAGCUGGCGGUGAACGAGCUGAGCAAGGAGUUGGCGGUACGCACGCUGCAGCUGCAGAUGCAGCAUGCUUCUCCGCACCCAUAACCUCCGUUCACCAUGCACCAUGCUUCUCAACGCCCACCAUGCACCACACCACUUCCUGUGUCACUCCUCUCACCAUGCAGGUGAACGAGCUGCGCAAGGAGCUGGCAGUGCGCACGCUGCAGCUGCAGAUGCAGGUCAUUUACAUGUUCCUGGAGCAGGAGCUGCUGUUUGCUGCCGACUCCCAUGCAUGCAGCACGCUGCAGCUGCAGAUGCAGGUCAUCUCCAUGUUCCUGGAGCAGGAGCUGCUCUUUGCUGCUGACUCUCCGCAUUUGCAAAACUCCAUCUCAAAUCUAAACCUGAACCCCUCAAAGAGCAGAGAAGCGUUUCUUCUUCCUCCCAUUCUCUCCUCCCUUCCAAAACUCACUCGCCCUCCUCUCCUUCCUCCAGUAAUCCUCCCCCCUCUCCCUCCCCCAUCACCAGAGGACAUGCGGUCAGACGAGGACGAGUCUCUGCUGGUGGCGGAGUAUGGGCUGCUCGACGCUGAUAUGGCGUGCCUGUUGUUAGCCCCUCGCUUCCCUCCUCUCUACCUCACCACCCCAUCCCUCCCCACCAGAGGAUAUGUGGACACGUGGUCAGACGAGGAUGAGUCUUUGUUGGUUGCGGAAUAUGGGCUGCUCGAUUCAGACCUGGCGUGCCUGCUGUUAACCCCUCCCUUUCCUCCCCCCCACCUCACCUCACCCACCCUCCCCAUCCCUCCCCACCAGAGGACAUGCAAGGACAUGCGGUCAGACGAGGACGAGUCUCUCCUCGUGGCGGAGUACGGGCUGCUCGAUGCUGACCUGGCACGCCUGCGCACGGCUGUGGACAGAAACGAGGCGAUUCUUAUCGAGGAUGAGGAGCUGGAGGCGCUGGCGAUCGACAUUCCUGGUGUGUA